Messenger RNA from Paraphaeosphaeria sporulosa, 5228 nucleotides. RefSeq lists its product as uncharacterized. The transcript is spliced from 7 exons. Gene Ontology annotation, molecular function: transcription coregulator activity; protein binding. Gene Ontology annotation, cellular component: mediator complex. The record is from RefSeq and is a predicted model, not a curated record. Bases 443 to 5146 code for a protein of 1567 amino acids. Gene Ontology annotation, biological process: regulation of transcription by RNA polymerase II. NCBI's taxonomy places the organism in Eukaryota, Fungi, Ascomycota, Dothideomycetes, Pleosporales, Didymosphaeriaceae.
AGAUGCGUAGCACGAAGCAGAGAAACGCAGGGCAGUGGCAGGAGGCGUACUCAGGUCGAUCCGUCGCAUGUCCUUCUUAUUGGACGCCAUUGUGAUGCAGCGAGCAGGGGAUGCAAGGCGAGGGGAGGUGGAGGUGGUGAUGGAGUGGUGGUCCCACAUGCACCAGAUCGCGCGCUGACUGACGGAACCCUGUCCGCGGGCGGCCCAAGUUGGCCGACUCAUUGCCGGCGUCGACUCCGCGACUACCGCCCCAUUGCCCUGGAAGUGCCCUGGAAGCUCCUCCACUACUUGUGAUCGUCUGCGGAUUGUUGUUCUCUCCUAAAUCGGCUGUUUCCAAGUCCCAGACACGCACACGCGCACACGCCGAGUCUGUUCGGCUGGCUGCUCCCUCCUCCCGCCGUCCGCUGGCCCUUGAACACACCAUGAAUCCGCUCUCCGUGCGAUGAAUUCCCGUCCCGCCCAAGGCGCGCAAGACCCUGUGCAACACCGCGGGAAUGCGCCUGCGACGUCGGCGCGGCGGGCGGCAGGCCAGCAUGGCCAGGAGGCGGCAGUAGACCAUGACCGUGCUGGGGAACCGCCGCCCAAAGCCAGACCCAAGGGCAAGCCAGGGCCCCUCGAUGGCAUACAGACGACAGCCACCGAGCCCAUGCGCGUCCCUCCUAAGGGCAAGCCUCAGCUCUUCUUCAGCGUAGCCGCCCACAGUGGUCUCGAGUCCUCGGAGCCCAGUCCGACGACUGCGGCACUACCCGUGCCCCCGCGGCCCAGCUUGUCCAUGCCCGCUGAGGCUCUCAACCAGCGUCGUAUAUUCCCUGGGGGCAGUGGUGUCAAGGCCGAUCCAACCGUGACAAAGGUGGUGAACCAGGAGACACCAGCCUCGGCCGCUGUCCUCCCAGGCGGAAAAGCUGCAGACUUUUUUCCGUGGACGGGCAGCCAUCCCGAAGAUGUGCUCUCCGAGGCGCUGGUCAAGGGUGGGAUCAGCAACAAGUCCCAAAUCAUGAACGAGACGAACACCGCGCGUCCCUCCCUUUGGGCGAAUCUCAAGAACAAGUCCGGCACAUCGACACUAUCGACUUUGUUCGUUGCUGUCCUUGAAAAGCGCCAGUCGUGCAGUCGUCUGGUCGCGCCCAAUACCUUCAAACCGCCUCCGCGGUUAACGCUCCGCGACUCUACCCGAGAGACCUGGCUGCACGACCUAGCCAAUCCCACAGUCGGGCUACGCCGACUGAGUCGUACCAUACCCCAUGGCAUCACUGGCAAGGUCCUCCUCGACCAAUGUCUUAACAAGAACAUUCCCAUCCCUCGUGCCCUGUGGCUGGCAAAGUGCGUGGGAAUCAAUGAGAUGCGGGCUCAUAAAAGGAAGGGGCAAGCAGGCACAAUCACUUGGGUCCGCGGCUGGACAAGCUCAGUCGAGCAGUUUCUGGACGGUGUCAUAUCAACCAUUGGACAACAAGACUGGAAGAUCCGGAUCACUUAUGCAUUGCAACUUGCAGCACAUUUGUUCAAGGAACACCUCAUGGAAGAAGACCAUUUUAUGGACUGGAUACUAAAGAGUCUUGAUUCUUGCUCUUCAGAGCGUUUGUUUCUUUGGCUUCUGAUCACAUGCAUACCCGACUUUUGGACCAGUCUCAUAUCUUUCCGCCGUCGCGGCAAACGUUUGGCAGAAUCGCUUCUGAAUCAUGCUGGGAAGAUUUACAGCACGAGUGGGGAAUCCCGAGAAACAUCCGUUCUUGGGUUGCUUGAGAGCAUAAUCGCCAGGGUCGCUGUCACCAAGUCGGCGUGCCUUUUACUUCCUGAUGAUUGGGAAAAAUGCAAGGUAGUGUUGUAUGUCUUUGCGCAGCGUCGAGCACAUGCGAAGAUCUCUCAAGUCAUCCCCGGCUUGGACCAAAGGAAUAGGGACAUAAUGCCUUCUCGAAGCCUUGGAUCUUCGGCAUCUCAGCGAUCCUAUCGUGUGUUGUAUCAAUUUCUGGACGGCGUAGACUACGAGACCAACAUCUCUGUAGACGAGCUAGCCUACGAGUGUAUGGAAUUAUUUCCUGAUCACGACCGCCUUAUCUCGGCCGUCCUGCAGUGGUCAUCAUCCCUUUAUCGGCAAGGCUUACACCGUGUCUAUCUCGCUACUCGCUUGCUCCGCAAAUGGAACCAUCUCGGUAUCGAUGUUUCUGAAGGAAUUUUAAGGUACCUUCCACGUCUGGCUUUGGAUCCUAGUAAAGACGCGGAACUAGUCUUCAGAGUCGUGAGCGAAUUGGUUCGCUCAAGGACCUUCUCCUUAGGCAGAUUUCUCCAGUGGCUCAUAGCGACCGGGUCGAUGGAUCCAGGCCAGGAUCACCACGCGGCAAUUGCUUGGCAGCUUCGUCUUCUGACAGAGGUUCCACUGAGCGGUCUUUCUGAGCAAGUGUUGAAUCUGAGAAGCACGAUGCUUCGUGGCUCGGUUUAUUCGGUCGAUACUGAGGACGACCUAAUACUGAACACGCAAGACUCUAUUCUACAACAGCUGACAGAUUUCACACUCACGGAUCCUAAUGGUUUGCGUAGAAUGACUCUUAAUAUUGGGCGUCUCAGUCGAACGAUGUGUCUCGAAGUUGCUAUCUGGUUACGACGGCAAGUCGCCGCAACGAUCGAGACUAGCGACCGUGCACCUACGAAAGAAAGCAGUAUUUUCAUGGCGGGUUCGGUUUGCACCAUCUCGUCGUCUUGUUUCGAAAUCGUACGACAUUAUCUUGAGCAAUUCAAGGACCUGUCCAUCCUGGCAGAUGUUGUCGGAAUUUCCGCUACUUCAUUUGACGCGCACAUUCUAGGCGCUUCCGCCGAUACCCUUUGUUACCAUUUCAAGGCCUUCAAAGCCAUUGGCGCAUUCAAUCCGCUUUCCGAGAAAAUAGUCAUGAGAUAUACUCAGAUCCGAGCGAUCCGCCUUCCCGAAAGGAGCCUGCUGCUCAGCAUCAGUGCUUUGUCUCACUUGACGACUGUCGACUCGCAGCUCACGCAGCUGCUAGACUAUGAUCUAAGUCGCUACGACCAUCGGAACUCUCCCGCCGUGUGCUCGCCUGUUUCGGAUACCAUGAUCGAAAACGUCACAGGAUCAGAUCCCGAAGAUGAAAUAGAGCGCAUACUGUCUAGUGGUAACAGUAUGGACCAGCAUACGAUGAAUCGCGUGUUCAAAAAGGUCGUAGCUUAUCUUGACCAACGCUCUAGUCAAGGUAGCUACCCUUCAGAGGGUCUGUUAUCAUGGUUUUGCCGCUUGCAAAGCCUUGAAGAAAACACCUUCCACGCUAUAGUCGUCUCAUGGCUGCAGUCGGUCUUGACUGACCAGGAGCCGCGAAUACUUGCUGUCGCUCUGCCUCCGCUUGUAGUCUCUGGAUGUCUCUCUUUGUCUCGUUUUGCAGAAACAACAAGGGACUAUAUGCGACGUCUACAACCGAACCACUUUGUUGAAUCAUUUCGCGUUGCGAUCAAUGGUUUGGAUAUAAUCCUCCCGAGACACGAGUUGAGUGAUCUACUACCACAUUCGUACUUGUACCAGUUCCGCACGAAACAAGUUGCGUUUUGUCAAAAACAAGAUAGCGGGCUGUUGGAACUAAUCAAAGGGGCAUUGGACUUGAUUAGUGUCCAUCCGGAUCUAUGCUCUGGAGACUCGCUGCCGCAUGUGUUGUCCGAUGGUCGACUUCUUGGCGUACUUCGACAUUCAGCUGCGGUAGACUUUCAGAACGUCUCGUUUCUACUUGAUUGCUCCGCACGUAUCACGAGUGGGGUCUCUCAGACUGGUAUCAAGUCUUUGCUUGACCGCAUCAUGGACCCUCUUAACGCUCUGGACCUGUCUAGAUUGAGCCAUGAAGAGCAGGCCACUGCGAUCUUCAGAUACGCAGACCAACUUUCGUUAUCUUUCUGUCAGCUGAAACUCCAAGAUUUGUUCAUAUCUAUGUCGACCACCGGACAGUCGAUCGAAAGUUUACCUGUGGCAUUUGUCAAAUUCUUGAAGUCGACUCUCGAGAUUGACCACUCAUAUAUGUUGGAUCUUGUGUCUGGGCUGGACACUAAUCUCAAAGACUUGAUACGUGGGCACGCGGAAGAGGAGAUACUCAGGUUCUCGGCUUUUCUGUGCGAUAUAAAUCUAGAUGACAAGGACGGCAACUGCCUAGACGAGCUGCCUUUUGUUCAUCGACUCUUAGACGUCAUCUGCGCUACAACAACCAGCAACGCAAGAGAAGCGCAAUCAUCUCUUCUCGCGCCUCUCGUCGAAAGGCUUAAAGGAAUUGCCGAGCUUCUACACCAGAUGGACUACCGAUUGAUGAAACGUGACGAACAAGCAACGAUCGAAAACAACCUAUUGCCCUCUGACCUUUGCUCGUGGCUCAAUGCUUUACUUCGUCUCGUCGUUUGUCAAAGCCCAGGACUGAUCCCGAAAGCUAAUCAUCAGCAUCAAGCUGCGCUCAUGUGGAAUCUUCGAAACCUUCUAACUCACCCUCACCUCCAAGGGUUUCCGUCGACUACUCAAUACAUCUUCGAUGUGUCGGUCUUACUCUCUGAUCAUAUCUCCGAAGAAGUUCGAAAGAACCUUGUUAGUUCGACGAGCACGAAGUCUUCCUACGAUAGUCGAUGUGCCUUCAUCUUCGGAUUGGAGCCUCACGAGGAUGGCUGGCUCGGCCUCACGCGGUCAUUGCAACGCGCAUCCUCCCCGCAGAGACAGACGCCAGCAUCGAAUCCUGCCCAGCCGCAAAUACAGGGCCAGCAGCAAUACGGAGUCGGCGCGGCGCAGUCGCGGCGGCCGUCGAAUACACCGCAAAACCAACCUCAGGGGCGCUAUCCGCAGCAACAACAGCCCCACAAUAUACUCUCGCAGCAGCUUCAGCGGAUGGGAUCGAAUGGGCAAAACAGCCCAGUCUCCCAGCUGCAGCAGAUGCAGCAGAUGCAAGCUAUGGCGCAACAGCGCCAAAAUACCAUGAGUCCUCAGCUACAAAGGACGCCUUCGAUGCAAAACCAACCACCCAGGGCAACCAAGGCCAGCGGUGUGAAGCAGGAAAGAGUGGAUGCGAAACCUGUGCCAUACAAGUUGAGCAGAUGGGAGGUGCUUCCCGAAAGCGGAAGCAACGCGGGCGGCAGCGGGAACGAGACGGCGAUCAGUCUCAGUCUGUUCGGAGCCAGAAAAGCCUGAGCCGAGUGCAGUGCAGGCAGUGUGUCGAGCGGAGCAGAGUAUCAUUUUCAACAUCUACGACAUGUAUGGCAUUUAUUCGACG